AUAGGAAACAAUGUAAAAUAUUCAGAUGAACAUAUUUUUUCAUAUCUAUAUCAAGCAGAUUGCUUAGGACUUUGACCAUGUAAAUAUGUACAUACAUAUCUAUAUAUUUAUACAUACAAAUAUCUUCCAAAGUUCAUUGGAAUGUGAGACUAGGUCAGUGAUGGCUCACCUUUUCUGGACUGAGUGACCAAAGCAUCUGUGUGUGCACAAAUCCCCAAAAUGCAAUGCGCGCCCCGCCCCCACACCCAUGAACAUGCGCAACAGAGACCCGAAGACCAGAAGAUGGUGGGACGCACGCAUGCACAGUGGAUCUGAACUGGGGCAACAGCUCGCGUGCCUACAAAGAGGGUGCUGCCUGCCAGCUCUGGCAUGCGUGCCAUAGGUUCGCCAUCACGGACUAGAUGAAGCAGCCAUAACCUAAAGAUGAAGCACUUAAGCAGAGAGGACUAAGUCAAUCUUCUCAAAAAGUUCCCUUGGAGAGAAACAUGAGGCAAUCUUUGAUUGAAGAAGAAAGGUCAUCUGAAGACAAAGAGACCCAACUUGACAGAAACACUCAAUCCUAUAUAUAAUUACAAGUAGCCCUUAUUUAUGAUCUUCAACUAUACAGGCAAUUUAAGAACAUUUAUGACCUUCAUAGCAUUCCUCAGUCAUAUGAUUAGUUAGUACAUAUUUUAUGCCUGACUUGUCAGGUUUUCCCCCCCUCUGUUGCAGGGUAGGGUAUAGAGAUUGGAGAGGAAGGGAUUCCAAGAGAGUAAACUCCUCUUCUACACAUCAAAAGCAAUGUAUUCAUGCGUGGCCUAGCAGAUGCACUAUGCGAAUAGCUUCCAAUACUCUUGGAAUUCCUUUCUCUCCAAUCUCUCCAUUCUUAAGGAGACAACAAGCUAUUUCUGUAGCAAUCUCUCCUUUGCCUGACUCUUCCUCCUCCCCAAAGAGCAGCAAGAUUGGAGAGAAAAGGAUUAGAAGACAGUAUGUUGUUUGCCCUUCUACACAUUGAAAACAAUGCAAUUGUACCACCUGCAGGAAAGAAUCAGGCAAAGGAGAGAUUGCUUACAAAAAGCACUUUACCCUCUGCAUAGAGGAAAGGUUUUGGAGGAAAGGAUUUAAAGAAAGUAAGCUGUUUAUAUAGCAUAUCACAGUUCCCAAUAUCAGGCUAAAAGUACAAUCAAAUAAGUGGAGAUGAGUGUAUGGGAGGAAUCAUACAUUGUAACUAGUAAAGGUUUGCUGCUACUUUAAAGUUCAUUGUGUCUCUGUGUUUUCCUUAUGUGCCUCUCAGUAUUUGGUUGAAAAUGAUUUAUAUGUGUUGCUAAUUGUUUCCUGGCUUUUGAUCAGAAUUAUAUGUCUCUGUUUUAGCUGCACCUAUCUGGAAUCCCCAGCUAGAAAGCAAGGGGGUGGGUUUACAAGAGCCUUUUGUCACAACAGGCUGUGAGUUUAUGAGUGACCAUAAGCAGAACCUGGGCAUGUUUGUAACAAGAGCUGGGAGUAAAGAAAAUGAAUAUGUCCAACACAGUUGAAGGGCACCCAGUGAUGGACAGAGAUAGAUAGUCACGAACUCAUAGAAGGCAUAAUUCGUGUAAAACAGUUUUAUAUUCUUUGUUGGGCAUAAGUGGUAUCACCCCUUGGUAUGACAGAAGAGGCAGAGCAAAAGGAGGUGAGUCUACAUAAAAUGAUUUUGAAAGAGGAUGGGUUUUUUCCUGUUGCUUGCUACUUUAAAAAUUGUAGGAUGCAUACCAAAGCAGGAUAAUAUUAAAAGAGGUGUGCCAGAACUGAAAUAAAACAGCAUAUUUAUUUAAACUGUACCCAUUAAUUACAGCAUCAGGGGCUCCUCCAUCUGCCAGGAUGAGUUCCAGUAAUAAAGAGGUUGCUUUCAUUGGGCAGUUUUAUAGCCCUGGAACCUCUUUUUUUCCUCCUCCACCCCCAAAGGUGCUUAGUUUAGGCAUCAGCAAAGGAAGGUUAGAUAUAAAUGAGGAUUAAGUGUUUAAGCAACAUAUGUCCACUUUAUACAUAAAGACACCUUUUUUAAUAAGGCAAUUUUGGUCAGGAUGUAAAAGGAUGUAAAUGCAGUCUUGUUGCAGUAAGAGGACACAUAGGAAACAUAUCCUACCUUCCUUUUGAGAAGCAACUAAAAACUUCUCAGCAUAUUGCCUUAAACAGGUAGUUCUAUUCUCCUUGCAAGGCAUUAUAAUGUGAUGUUGUGCCGUUCAUAGGCAUCGUUCAUAUAUACUGUUGCACGUAGCAGAAUAAUCAUCAAGUGAUGAGGUCAUAUAUGUAGUCAUGAUAAACUUUUUGAUUGGCUCUUUCAGAUGCCAAAGUUCAGUGAAUUUCCGUAUCAUCACAGCUUAGAAUAACUGAUAGGAAGCAUGUACAUUUUCAUUUGUGCCAGCAUGAAGACCUUGUGCCUAAUGAAGACAAUCAUUAGCCACAACUACAGGAAACACUGUCUUUACUAAGACAUGUGAAGUGUUCCACUCAGUAAGGUCUAAUAUUUCUAAAGUUUACCCUUACCUAGACUUUUGAUAUGGCCUAAACCUUUCUAUUCCUGUUUUGUUGCAUGCUCGGGGAGAUAAAAGUAGCCCUUGAGGUAAAACCUGGGCUGUUCAUUGCAUUCCUGAUUAGAUAAAAAUACUAUACACUUCAACUGCGAAGGAUUUUGUUUAGUUCCUAAUAAUUUAACUCCAUUUAGUUCCUAAUAAUUUCCCAAAAUGAGAACUUCCAAAGCUGGGAAAAGGAAAAUGUAUACAUUGACACAGGACAUUCUGGAUUGCUUCCAGAGACAACUGUUAAAAAGAUUUUUCUUUUGAUUUCAAAUAGGCCAUACCUGUCCAUGGAGGCACUGUCAAAUGCUGUCCUAAAUACUGUUUCCUUUUUAUUCAACAGAAGCCAUGCUGGGGGGCAAAGAUAAACCCCAACUGAUAUCUCCAAAGUCCAGCAUAAACCUUAAGGAAGUUAUGCUGAACAGAAUGUAAAGAUAUCAUGGCCUUACUUACAGUGACAGAUAUGGAAGGAACAGUAUCAUCUACUAUUCAUCAAAAUGGCGGCAUUGUUGGAAAUUCUACCAUUUCUCGACCGUCAGAACAGCUGUUUCGAAUUUACCUUUAUAAUUCCCCAGGAAAGACAGAAGGUGACUAUCUACUGUUUCCAGCUGGAGAGUAUGUUGCAGAAGAAAUUUGCGUGGCCUGCUGUAAGGCUUGUGGGAUCCUGCCUGUGUACCACAACAUAUUUGCACUAAUGAAUGAGGUUGACCGAUGUUGGUAUCCCCCAAAUUACACCUUCCAAAUAGAUGGAUCAGCUACUGUCACUGUACUCUACCGAAUAAGAUUUUAUUUCCCACACUGGUAUUGUAGCAACAAUAUACGAGCAUAUCGGUAUGGCGUUUCUCGAAGUGCAGAGAGUCCAGUCCUUGAUGAUAUUGUCAUGUCUUACCUAUUUGCUCAGUGGCGAGAAGAUUUUGUCCAUGGGUGGGUAAAAAUGGCCGUGACUCAUGAAACACAGGAAGAAUGUCUUGGAAUGGCCGUCCUUGAUAUGAUGAGAAUGGCCAAAGAAAAGGACCAAACUCCAUUAGCCAUUUACAAUUCUGUAAGUUACAAAAUGUUUUUGCCAAAAUGCAUCAGAGAAAAAAUCCAAGAUUAUCAUAUUUUAACACGAAAAAGAAUAAGGUACAGGUUCCGGAAAUUUAUUCAACAAUUCAGCCAGUGCAAAGCAACUGCCAGAAAUCUGAAACUGAAGUAUCUCAUUAAUUUGGAAACCCUCCAGACUGCCUUUUACUCAGAAGUGUUUAAAGUGAAGGAUCCUGGAAGAGAACCUUCAAAUGCAGAAUCUUUUGCAACCAUUAUUAUAAGUGGAAAUGGCGGGAUACAGUGUCCCAGAGGAAAACAAAAUGCCAGUGAGAUGCUUGCAGAUGAGGGCAUACAAACCUACUGUGAUUUUCCUGAUAUUAUAGAUGUCAGUAUUAAGCAAGCAAAUCAAGAAAAUUCUGGAGAAAGUAGAAUUGUAACCAUUCAUAAACAGGACAGCAAGAAUCUGGAAGCUGAAUUUCAUUCAUUAAAAGAAGCUCUUUCUUUUGUAUCACUAAUCGAUGGAUAUUAUAGAUUAACAGCGGAUGCUCAUCAUUACCUUUGUAAAGAGGUGGCACCUCCUUCAGUUCUUGAAAAUAUCCAAAGCAAUUGCCAUGGGCCAAUUUCCAUGGACUUUGCAAUCAGUAAAUUGAAAAAAGCUGGCAAUCAGAGUGGCUAUUAUGUUCUUCGUUGCAGUCCAAAAGAGUUUAAUAAAUACUUUCUUACCUUUGCCGUGCAGCAAGACAGUAUAAUUGAUUAUAAACAUUGCUUGAUAACAAAAAAUGAAAAUGGAGAAUAUAAUCUCACUGGAACUAGAAAAAGUUUUAGCAACCUUGUGGAUUUGUUGAAUUGUUACCGCACAGAAACUGUCCGGUCGGAUAGUAUGAUUUUCCAGUUUACCAGAUGCUGCCCUCCAAAGCCAAAAGAUAAGUCCAACCUUCUUAUCUUCAGGAGCAAUGGAGAUUCUGAUAUGCCAACAUCACCUACUUUGCAGAGACAUAAUAAUGUCAAUCAGAUGGUUUUUCACAAAAUUCGGAAUGAAGAUCUUAUCUUUAAUGAAAGCCUUGGACAGGGCACCUUCACUAAAAUUUUCAAAGGAGUAAGGAAAGAAGUAGGAGACUAUGGUAAAUUGUAUCAGACUGAAGUCUUGCUAAAAGUUCUGGAUAAAACACACAGACAUUACUCCGAGUCUUUCUUUGAAGCAGCAAGCAUGAUGAGUCAACUUUCUUACAAACAUUUAGUAUUAAAUUAUGGAGUUUGUGUCUGUGGAGAAGAAAAUAUUUUGGUUCAGGAGUAUGUAAAAUUUGGAUCAUUGGAUACUUACUUGAAGAAAAAUAAAACUUCUAUAAAUAUUUUGUGGAAAUUAGAAGUUGCAAAACAGCUGGCAAUGGCAAUGCAUUUUUUGGAGGAUAAAAACCUCAUACAUGGGAAUGUAUGUGCAAAAAACAUCUUGCUUAUCAGAGAGGAAGAUAGGAAGUCUGGGAACCUUCCUUUUAUCAAACUUAGUGAUCCUGGUAUCAGCAUUACAGUUUUGCCAAAAGACAUACUUCUGGAGAGGAUUCCAUGGGUGGCCCCAGAAUGCAUUGAAAGUCCCAAGCAGUUGAGCCAGGCGGCAGACAAGUGGAGUUUUGGGACAACUCUGUGGGAAAUCUGCAGUGGAGGAGAUAAACCUCUCAGUGCACUGGAUUCUCAAAGGAAGCUACAAUUUUAUGAAGACAGGCAUCAGCUUCCUGCUCCCAAUUGGACAGAACUGGCAAAUCUGAUAAACAAUUGUAUGGAAUAUGAAGCAGAUUUCCGGCCCUCUUUCAGAGCAGUUAUACGGGAUCUGAACAGCUUAUUUACGCCAGAUUAUGAAUUAUUGACAGAAAGUGAUAUGUUACCAAAUAUGAGAAUUGGUGCUCUUGGAUUUUCUGAAGCUUUUGAAGGACGGGACCCAACUUACUUUGAAGAGAGACACCUCAAAUUCUUGCAGCAACUUGGCAAGGGUAAUUUUGGAAGUGUGGAAAUGUGUCGAUACGAUCCACUGCAGGAUAAUACAGGGGAGGUGGUAGCUGUGAAGAAACUGCAGCACAGCACAGAAGAAUACCUGCGAGAUUUCGAAAGAGAAAUCGAAAUUCUCAAAUCUCUGCAACACGACAACAUUGUCAAGUACAAAGGAGUGUGCUAUAGUGCAGGUCGGAGAAAUCUGAAGUUGAUAAUGGAAUAUUUACCCUAUGGCAGUUUACGGGAUUAUCUCCAGAAACACAAGGACAGGUUGGAUCAUAAGAAACUCCUACAGUAUGCUUCUCAGAUAUGUAAGGGCAUGGAAUAUCUGGGUUCAAAAAGAUAUGUACAUAGAGAUCUGGCAACACGAAAUAUCUUGGUGGAGAAUGAAAACAGAGUGAAAAUUGGAGACUUUGGCUUGACAAAAGUUUUGCCACAGGAUAAGGAAUAUUACAAAGUAAAGGAACCAGGAGAGAGUCCUAUAUUUUGGUAUGCUCUGGAAUCCUUGACAGACAACAGGUUUUCUGUGGCCUCAGAUAUGUGGAGCUUUGGUGUGGUUUUGUAUGAACUCUUCACGUAUAUAGACAAGAAUAAAAGCCCUCCAGCGGAGUUCAUGCGCAUGAUUGGAAACGAUAAGCAAAACCAGAUGAUUGUGUUCCAUUUGAUAGAGCUUUUGAAGAAUAACGGGAGGCUGCCAAGACCCGAUGGAUGCCCUGAUGAGGUUUACGCCAUCAUGUCAGAGUGCUGGAAUAAUAAUGCAAGUCAGCGGCCAUCUUUUAGGGAUCUUGCUUUGAGAGUGGAUGUCAUAAGGGAAGGCCUGGGUGGAUGAAAAUCCUGAACUUGAUCCAAGGGGACAUGAAAACAUGCAGAGCAAAUGUACUUUGCUCCUUAAGCCGUUGCAGUCUAUCGGCCUUCCCAUACAUCUUCUUCCCAUCUUUGAAUUUGGGAGACUUUGGGGAAAUCAUCCCAUCAGAACAUGCAAACGGUGAAGACUUCUGCUUUAGCUUCGUCAUCAGGAAUGCUACCACAAUGCACCAAUGGAAAGCACUUUGAUAGAAAAAGGAGUUCCUUUUUUAAAAGAGUAAAAGAGUAGACAGUCAGGAUCGCCUGUAAAUGGAUUUACAGAUCAAAAUGUCAAGAAGAAAAGUCAUGGAAAGGUGGAGAGUUGGUCUACAGAAUUUUUCUUUUCUCAGCUGAAGAAAAUUUAGGCUGCAAUGCUAUAUUGUCUAUUCCAUGGGGUAUACCCUAUUAAUUUCUUGAGACUUAUUCUAAGAAAACAGAUAGAAUUGUGCCCUUAAAUAGUAGCUUACUUGCAGAAUGUAUACUAUUUGGCUUCAGCACAAGUGUUAAAGAAAAGCACAUUCCUAAAGGCAUCACUUUGAAGAGGAACAAAUGUUUGAAUUGAAGCUUAGCAAUGCCUACAGACAUGAUUUCUACACUUUUUUUUAGUCUCCAUUUGUCCAUUGUGUUUCCUAUAAGUAGACGUGAUUCAUUUGUUCAUUUGCCCAUUGCGUAUUUCUUGUAUAUGAUUAUGCAGUUCUUUUAAGAAUAUGCAUUCAAUAUAAAAAGACAUAGUAGAGAAGCAAAGAGCUUUCAAGAUAAGAGGAGAAAAUAGCACAACUGGUUCUUGGAAUUGCCUUUAUAUCGUGAAAGAUCCCCAGACUUUCAGUGUGGCAUCCAAAAAAGGAAACUUUUGCAGAAUGUGGAAGACAUCUCUAUCCUGCCAGAAUUCGUAAAGCAAUUCUGAGUGCCUGUGGAUUACAUUCCAAAAAGUCCCCCAGGAAUUCCUGUUUGCCUUUUCUAUAGGAAACAAAAUGGUUUCGCAUGCUUUCUCAUGGCUUACACAAGGGCUUGCUUUUUUUUUUUAUGCUAGUUUAGCUAGUUUUUACCAUGUCAAGGCGUUAUGGCUCCAGUGAAAAGAACAAAUCAUAGGUUUAGUACUUGAUUGAGCAACCAUAUGCCUAUCUGAGCCAGUGGCAGGUCGGUAAAAGAAGCAGAUAUGCCUGUUGAGGCAGUGUAAUGCACUGUAUAUAUAUAUAUAUUUUGGGGCGGGGGGACAGAUAAGUAUUUUUUUUAAAGAAAAGAUGUUAAAAUUGCUUUUUUAAAUAAGUAAAUAGUCGUCUAUUUUCCUACUUUGUAUUUGUGGACUUGUAAAGUUUAACUAUGUCUCCUAAAGGUGCAAAGAUUGAAACCAUAUUUUAGCAGCUUAAUCCUUGUUAGUCUUUUUAUUUCCUUAACUUUUAUAGGAUGAUUCAUUCACCUGAAAAGAGAAGUAUGUCUGUGAUGUUACCAGGAUAAUCAUGGCCCAUCUUUUCUUAGGCUAUUGGAUCAUUUGGCUGUAUGUGAUCAUUCAGUCAUGUAAUAGAAAUUGGUUGCGAUUACACUGCCUACAUUGUGAAAUAAGAGUUAGUCCCUGCAGAUUUAUGCUUGUCAGUAUCAGUGGCACAACUUCAUGUUUGCAAAAUAGUACGCUGUUUCUAGCACUCUUGUGCUUUCAAACUCUAUGUUAACUUAAGGAUUGGCCAUAAAAAUUCAGAGGAAAGCAAGUGAAUUGAAUUCCUUUUUCCAUACUUUGACCGCCAAGCCUUGCUUUUGAAAUAUAAAGUUUCUUUUAAGCAAAUUUGAACUCAAUUAAAUUCCCAAUAUCGGAUGAGUAAGUUUGGUCAAAGAAGCAGUGGCUCUUUGCUAUAGAAGCCAAAUUAAAACUUGAAAUGCAUUUAUAACAAAAUGUAGGGUAGGUGGCCAUAUUCUGUAAGCCUCUAUAGUCAGUUUACUUACCUACCUACCUCAAGCAUAGAAGAAGGUACAGCAAUGUGAAUCUUGUAUGGGAUUAAACAAGUACCUCAAAGUGCAGAUGUCCAGCCUGUGAGUGCCAGUUUAAAAUUGUUUGUGCCACUAUGAGCACUAAUAUAUAUCAAAGUGGACUGACUAGGUCUGGCAUAUAUGCAAAGCUCCCCUUCCAAACAUGCCAACUUCCUCAGUCUGGCUCACUGAUAAGGGAACAAGACCAAUCUAUUUUGGAGAAUCCAUGCACAAACCAUAGUUCUAUUGGUGGGAGGUGAUAGGAAGUCCCUAUAUGAGAGGAGCCAUCCCACUAUCUACCAUAAUUUGCUCAGGUAAAACCUUAAUUUUAUUUUAAAGAGUAAGAAAUUAUGUUAAGCAACAAAGGGGCAGGGAGGUUGAAAUUAUGAAUAGUUACAUUUUGUAAAAUGUCUGUUAUCCUGUUAUUGAUGGCUGAUUUUUUCCCCAAUAGCAUUUUAAGAGACAGUUUGACUGUCUUUAAUGGCUUUGGAUGAUACAUUGCACAUUUUGUACAUUGAUAUAAAAUUUAUUGUACAGAAACUGCAUUUUGGUUUUGUAGAAUAUUGUGGUAAAUGCUUGGUGGUGGGAUUCCCCGGUUAACCAAAUUAUAGUAGCAUCAAGUUGAAAGCAACACGAGGCAUCAGGUUCAACAUCAGUCUGUUUUUGAACUGCAUUCAUCUGAUUGAGGAUUUCAUAUUCCAUAUAAAGGAAGAAAAACUCAGGGAAUUUUGUGUAAUGCAAAGAAAAGUUCUUCCAUAAUUAUUUUUUCAAGUGAUUUUUUUUUUGUUUGAUCUAAUAGAAUUGAAAUAUUCUACUUUCCUGAUAUAAGGAAUUUCAAAUAUUUAACAAAAAUAUUGAAGUGCUUUAAGAGUUUGAAACCUACUCAAUUUUGAAUUUCCAUUGUUGCAGCCAUAUAAGUGCUUGCACAAAGUAAAACUUUUUGAGCUUGGAUUUAUUUCUAAGUGAACAUGAUAGGAUUAUGUUGUAAAGCACAAGUAAAGCAUUGUCCAGAUUUCUUUUUCAUUUUAUUCCAUUCACUUUGGCUCUGUUUAAAUGGAAAUUCAAGCAGAUUCUGUUUUUUGGCAUAAAUAUUUUCACAUAUUCAAGGAAGUUUCUGGAUACAGUCUUUCAGGCUGGAUUGGAGACUACUUUUAAAGUGUUCCGGUUCAAGAUUUUAAAAGACACAAGAGACUUUCAAGAGAGGAGGGUUCUCAAAAACUAUGUUUACUGAGCUCUUGCAUCUGUCUGGCUCCUGUCCUUAUGCAUGAGGUCUUGAUUUCAUUUGUGAUUUCAGAAUAAUAUUGGUUGUGCACAUCAUUCAAAAACUUUAAUAACCAGUCAAUCAAAUAUAAAUUGUAAUUCUGUGAUAACAGUUUUGUACAUAUCAUUUAAACAUUACAUUACAUUUGUGCAUCAAUAGUGUUCUCAGUUAUUUUCCUAAUCCAAUGUAGGAAAAGAGCUGUGUAUAAUAGCCAAAAAUCCGGAGGAAUCUAGUAGCACCUUUCAGAUUACCAGAUUUUAUUAAAACGUUUAGCUUCUUUGAGCUAAGAUCACUCCAUGCUUCUGAUGAAGUGAGCUGAAGCCUACAAAAGCAAAUGUGUUUUAAUAAAGUGUGUUAAUAUGAAAGGAUACUACAAAUCUUCUUCUUUUUCCCCCCUUUCCCAGAGCGCUGUUCACUUUAUCAUAAUGGUUUACCAUGAUAUCAAUAAUUGCUGUGACUUGCUUUAGGAAAAAAAAUGCUGCACAGAUAAGACUCCUCCAUUGAGUAAAGUGAUAAUACAACUACUGCUUUUUAGAACUUUUUUUAAUCUAUACCAUUUUAUAUAAAUAGAUUGUAUUUUGUAAAACAUUUCUGUAUUUUUAUUUGCUAAUUGGUCUGUGGUCCAGUAUGAUAGAAUUCAGAAUAAUUUGCUUUAAAUGUAUACUAAGAUAACAGAGUAUUAAAUAUUUUUUAAAACAG
Molecule: messenger RNA, 10296 nt
Organism: Ahaetulla prasina
Lineage: Eukaryota; Metazoa; Chordata; Lepidosauria; Squamata; Colubridae
Gene: JAK2
Product: Janus kinase 2
Exons: 24
Coding region: 2971-6363 (1130 amino acids)
Biological process (GO): hemopoiesis; peptidyl-tyrosine phosphorylation; cytokine-mediated signaling pathway
Cellular component (GO): cytoskeleton; cytosol; membrane
Molecular function (GO): cytokine receptor binding; non-membrane spanning protein tyrosine kinase activity; ATP binding
Source: RefSeq, a predicted model, not a curated record